UAAUAUUAAUGAACCUAAAGUAACCACUUCUGAAUCUUCACCAUUACCAAAAUCAACCAAUAAUACUAAACCUUCUUACCGACGAGGAAGUUUAACCGAUUAAAAAAAAAAAAAUUCUCUUUCAUUUUUAUUUCAUUUUAUUUUAUUUUUAAUCAUGGUAUGGGGAGGUAAUGAUGGUGCCGUUGAUCGUUGGGUAAAGCAGCUCAAUGAGAACGACCCAAAGCUUACUUCACUUCACAUUCUCAGUUUUCGACACAUCACUACACACGAGCUUACACGCAUUUUUAAUGCUAUUGCUCAUAAUACAAUCCUUCAAAACCUUUAUAUUUCUGGUCAUCAACUGGAUGCUACAAGUAUUGAGGCUCUUAGCGAAUCUCUUACCCUUAACGAAACCUUAAAGUCACUUAAUAUUGGUCAUGCUGCAUUUGGUCAACGUCCAGAUCUUUUUAGUAUCUUCUGUGAAGGAUUAGCUGUCAAUGAGGGAUUAGAGCUACUCGAUUUUGAAAACAAAGCACUUAACUAUGAAUCAGUAAAGUUACUUGCAGACGCACUUGCAAAAAAUCAGCAUCUUAGUGAAAUAAAUCUAGCUAGAAAUGAAUUAAAUGACGACAGCAUUGCAACAUUAGCACCUUCUUUAAGCAAAUUAACUAAAGUUAAUUUGAGUAUGAAUAAAAUAGGUGUAAAAGGAGCUGAAGCAUUGGCUUGUCAUGUUUUAGGUAAUGCGGCAAGCCAAGUUCAAGAGUUAGAUAUUUCAGAAAAUCCACUUUUAGAAGGUGCAGCUAUGUUAGCUACUGCUUUAGGACAUAACAAGCAUUUGCAUGUUUUAAAAAUGGUCAAUGUUGUAUCACCCGAUGAAGAUACACUCUUGCCACCACCUGCUUUAUCUAAUAGCGAACUAUCAGAGCAGCCACAAGAAACGAAUCAAGAGUUUUCUAUUUACGGCAAUGCACUGAUGCAAGCAAUUGGACAAUCGCUUAUUACCAACCGUCAUCUUACACAUCUCUGGCUUGAUAACAAUAGCAUUGAAUCCAAAGCCCUUGAUACUCUCGUCACCCAUCUUGAUAAUAGCGCACUUAUAGAACUAAACUUACGACAAAAUCUUAUUGAUGAUAACGGAGCCUACAUGCUAGCUAACACAACUACUUUACAACACCUUGAACUUGGACAGAACCAAAUUACAGCUAAAGGAUUUGGUAAAUUACUAGAUCAUAGUAGUCUACAGUAUUUAGGACUCUUUAGUAAUACAGUAGGGGGAUUUGCUAAUGAUGAAUUACCAGAAUUAAUAACAAGCCGCGUGCAUCGUCUAGAUAUUGGAUGCAACGGUAUUGUGCAUGAAGACCUUAAAGCUAUUGCCCAAGUGCUGAUAAAUGGAGGAGUGCCUGAAUUAAGAUUAUUAGAGAUGGGAGGUAACGUAGAAGAUAAAGAACUUGAGCUUUGGGAGAAGACUAUGGAAGAUAUUUUAAAACAGAGGCAAAAACUAGAGAUUAUUUGGAAACGAAAACCUAGUCAAAUGGAGAAUCAGCAGGCCCCUCCAAAUAUUAUGUAAUAAAAUAAUUGCUUGUAAAAUUUGAUCGAUUAUAUUAAGUUGUAGUACAUUUUCUGGAUUUUUAUCUGUUAUCUUGAUUUGGACAAGAAGGAAGAUGAUUAAGUGGGCAAUAUUUAUUUUUUUUUUCUUUUUUCUUUUUUUUUUCCCGUUCCUUUUCUAAAUGAAAUUAUCAGUUACU
This is a messenger RNA of Cokeromyces recurvatus, 1724 nucleotides long. RefSeq lists its product as uncharacterized. The coding region runs from base 155 to 1546 and encodes 463 amino acids. The record is from RefSeq and is a predicted model, not a curated record. The transcript has 3 exons. Gene Ontology annotation, molecular function: protein binding. Lineage: Eukaryota; Fungi; Mucoromycota; Mucoromycetes; Mucorales; Mucoraceae.